UGUACAUAUUAUUACUUUCUCGCUCCCGUAUUUCUGUCUAUUUUAAUCUUAUUACUUCGGAAGUACUCAUGCGGAUGAAAGUAGAAGGAUUCGUGAGUGUACAAUCAUGGAGUACCAUCACGCGAUGGUAUGUCGAAUGCUCCAAUCGAGAAAUCAAAGGAAUCCAACUGACGACGACUUCCUGUGCGUUACGCAGCUACGGCAGUUGCAGUCGCAAAAAAUUUCUCUGGACAACCGCGGAUCAUUCUGGCGUAAAGAGAGAAGGGCGGCGAUCACAAACUCUAACAUACGAGGAGAGGAAAAGACGGACGAACAAUAAUUUCUCUGGAAGAAUCUCGGCGGUGGAAUUCGAAAAUCACUUAUUAAGUCAGUCGGCCAGCACCGACACGAAUACUUGAGGAGACGGGGCCUUCUCGACCCGGAGAGAGAAAGAGAGAGGAAGAGAGAAGAGCGUUCUCCACGAUCACGCAGCAUCCCUCACCGUGGCUGGCGAAUGUAGGUCCUCGCGGGUCGGCACCUAUAAUGCGAACCUCCUACCUUCGAUCGCAGCCGCUCUUCGAAAACAGCUUCCCCUCUUCUUUUAACCCCACCAACCUUUGAAGUUCAUUGAGAGCACGAUAACAGGUGUCCCGCAUACCAGGCAAUAAGUAUACUCGUAAGAAUAGC
Molecule: messenger RNA, 666 nt
Organism: Nylanderia fulva
Lineage: Eukaryota; Metazoa; Arthropoda; Insecta; Hymenoptera; Formicidae
Source: RefSeq, a predicted model, not a curated record